UGGGGCGAAGGAAUCUUCGCUUAGGUCUUUUUGCUUCGAAAUAUUAAAUGCUAUUAUUCCCUUUGACUAUAUACCAUGUUGAACAAUUCCUUAGUUAGAAUAGUCCUCACUCUGAUAGAAUUUCCCCAGUUUCAUGGACCUGCAUCGACAUAUAUAUAUGGUUGUUCUUCUCCAAAAAUUCAGCAAAUGAGAUGCACCAGCCCUGUACUUUUGAACUGCUUCCACGUGAUAUUCAGUAGGAGAUAUAGUCUAUCAGGCGACAUUGUUGCAGAACACAAGAUUCGUUCAAGAUUGUCAGAUUAUCUGUUGUUGUCACAUGCCUCACGUAUUGCCUAUGAUAUGGAUGAUCCUUUGUGUUCAUCUUAUUUGCAUCUCAAGCCAACCGGAGACGAGGUUUAUCUAUAACGGCUUUCACCAAGCAGAGCUUUAUACUGAUGGGGUUGCCAAAGUUCUUCCCGAAGGACAGUUGCAGUUAACCAACGGAUCCGGACAGAGCAUGGGUCAUGCUUUCUUCAAGAAACCUUUUGAGUUCACAGCUGAAUCACUCUCUUUCUCAACACAAUUUGUCUGUGCUCUGGUUCCUAAGCCAGGAUCUGGUGGUCAUGGCAUCGCCUUUGUUUUAUCUGCCUCCAUAGAUCUCUCGCAUGCAGAUGCUACGCAGUACUUGGGACUUUUUAACAUCUCGACUCAAGGAAACUCCUCUUCUCACCUAGUUGCUGUUGAGCUAGAUACUGCCCUCAGCGCUGAGUUUGAUGACAAAAAUGCUAAUCAUGUUGGUAUCAAUGUCAAUAGCCUUUUCUCUAUCGAAUCUGCCCCCGCUGCUUACUUUUCCGAUAUUAAAGGUAAAAACGAGAGCAUAGAGCUUUCGAGUGGAGAUCCUAUUCAAGUCUGGGUAGACUACAGAGGAAACGUGCUUAAUGUUUCGAUGGCACCUCUUAAGAAUCAGAAGCCAAGUCAGCCUCUUCUAUCAAGCUCUAUCAACCUUUCAGAAAUUUUCCCGGAUAGAAAAAUAUUUAUUGGGUUCUCUGGAGCCACAGGGACACUGAUAAGCUACCAAUACAUACUAGGAUGGAGCUUUAGUGGAAACAGUGUGUCAUUGCAGCGCCUGGAUGCUACUAAACUCCCUCGAGUUCCUCCUCAUAAAUGUAGAACAGAGAGACCAUCGAAGCUGCUAAUAUUCCUCUUCAUAUUACUGGCGGUCAUAGUUUUGGUUGUUCUUGUAGCAGCUUUUGUCUACAGGAGAAGGAAAUACGCUGAAGUAAGAGAGGAAUGGGAAGAAGAAUAUGGUCCACACCGCUUCUCCUAUAAAACUCUGUACAAUGCGACCAAAGGGUUUCACGAGGAUGAACUUCUUGGAAAAGGAGGUUUUGGAGAAGUGUACAAAGGAACUCUGCCUUGCAAUGGACAAAUAGCUGUGAAGAGAGUGUCCCACAGCGCGGAUGAAGGAAUGAAGCAGUUUGUGGCUGAAAUCGUGAGCAUGGGUAAUCUAAAACACAAGAAUAUUGUCCCACUUCUUGGCUACUGUAGAAGAAAAGGUGAGUUAUUUCUGGUAUCUGAAUACAUGCCCAAUGGUAGUCUUGACCAAUACUUAUUCCAUGACGAUAAACCGCCCUUCUCAUGGCGUCGAAGAUUUGCAAUAAUCAAGGACAUAGCUUCAGCUCUCAGUUACAUGCAUACAGGAGCUCCCCAAGUUGUUCUCCACCGGGAUAUCAAGGCUUCUAACGUUAUGUUAGACGCUGAAUUCAACGGAAGGUUAGGAGACUUUGGUAUGGCAAGGUUCCAUGAUGAUUGGGCAGACACAGCUACAACUGCCGCUGUGGGAACCAUUGGCUACAUGGCCCCGGAGCUUUCUACAGUGAGAGCUUCCACUGCAACCGACGUUUAUAGCUUUGGUGCCUUUUUACUUGAGUUAACAUGUGGGAGGAGACCAGUUGACCCUGCGUUGCCAGAGGAAAGACGGUAUUUAGUUAAGUGGGUCUGCCAAUGCUGGAAAAUGGCGUCUUUGCUCGGAGCAAGAGAUCUUAGAAUGAGAGGUGAAAUCUCAUCUGAGGAAGUCGAAAUGGUACUGAAAGUUGGGUUGCUUUGCACGAAUGCUUUGGCGGAAAUGAGACCUUCGAUGGAAGAAGUUGUGCAAUACUUGAAUGAAAGCCUAAAGCUGCCUGAUAUCUCCGUAAACUCUCCUGGUAUUGGGUCCUUUGCUCCGUUCAUUAUUGGAUCUAACCUCCUCCUUCCUUCUCACACUACCAACACCUUCUCUACGUCCUCUUACUCUUCUUCCUCAGGCAACGACUCUACAUUUGUAACUCACUCGAUUUUCCAUGGGCACGGACGGUGAACUUUGAAAAAAAAUUCUUCUUUAAGCUUUCUUUUUAGUUUUUUGAAUGAAGAAAACCAUGUUAGGUUUGUGUGAUAAACUCUAGUUGGGUAUUGUGACUUGUGAAGUCUACUUUUAUAUUUAACAAAAAUAACAAGCAUUGAAAAGAUAUGUUUGGAGUCUUUUGUAGAAAUGCUUUUAGGCUUUGCAAAUACUUGUGUGUAUUUGUACAGGAAAAAGCUGUAUUUUAACUUGAAGUAUACGCGUCGUGUCUUUUGCUU
Brassica napus (rape) is the source of this 2595-nucleotide messenger RNA. RefSeq names its product probable L-type lectin-domain containing receptor kinase I.6. The transcript is spliced from 2 exons. Bases 317 to 2335 code for a protein of 672 amino acids. Gene Ontology annotation, biological process: protein phosphorylation. Lineage: Eukaryota; Viridiplantae; Streptophyta; Magnoliopsida; Brassicales; Brassicaceae. Gene Ontology annotation, cellular component: plasma membrane. The record is from RefSeq and is a predicted model, not a curated record. Gene Ontology annotation, molecular function: protein kinase activity; carbohydrate binding; ATP binding.